This is a messenger RNA of Trichophyton verrucosum HKI 0517, 477 nucleotides long. RefSeq lists its product as uncharacterized. The coding region runs from base 1 to 477 and encodes 158 amino acids. The record is from RefSeq and is a predicted model, not a curated record. Gene Ontology annotation, biological process: translation. Gene Ontology annotation, cellular component: cytosolic large ribosomal subunit; ribosome. Lineage: Eukaryota; Fungi; Ascomycota; Eurotiomycetes; Onygenales; Arthrodermataceae. The transcript is spliced from 5 exons. Gene Ontology annotation, molecular function: structural constituent of ribosome.
AUGGCUGCCUCCGCCCGUUCUAACGUGUCUGAUGACUUGGUCUGGGCCAUUGCCAGAACCCAGAACUCUUACCUGGUUAAGCGGAAAUGUGGUGGUGGUGUUCAGUUCUCCCGUGACCCAUUGAACUUGGUCAACAAGCACUCCAGAAAGUAUGCCGGUUUUGUCAACUCCAAGGCUAUCGGUGUCCAAGGUGCUGAGAACGGUGGUGUCGCCGUCACCUCCAAGAGACCAAACAACUGCAACAAGCCAGGUUCUAACACCUACACUGCUACCCACGGCUCUGGCUCCUCCAACCGCAAGGUAUACAAGGCUGUUGCCAGCCGAGCUGUAAGCGGUGGAUACCGAGCCGACCUCCGUGCUGAGGCCGUUUGCCGUGCCAGUGCUAUCCGACUAUCCCAACGACCAAAGAAGGACAGCCCUGAGAAGAAGCUCAGAGGCGCCAAGGCCCGAAAGGCCGCUGCUGAGAAGGAUGCUUAG